AUGGCGAGUCGUGCUGUCUUCACGGACCAGGAGCGGCCAAGACCGUGCAGGUCGACGGCACCGAGAAGGAUGUGUAUAGUGGGAAUAUUUCUGGCUUUUGCUUCACACAGUCGUGAUUUCACUGCAUGGCUUGGACAGAGCUGGAAGCCACGCUCUUCUCCACGCUCCAGCCCAGGAUUGCGAGCCACCCAACUGGAUGACUUGGAUGGUGUCGUGCUUGUUCCCAUGGCCGAUGAUGACGUUAGCAUAGAUGACAUGAAGCCACCGCCACUGCCGGACCUCCAGGUGGAGGAAAGGAAUGAUGGUCCAAAAAAGUUUCCUGCCUUGGACGGCAUGAGACCCUCUUCUCCGAGGAUAGCGAAGUUGCCGGAUGUCGAGGGCUUAGAAGACGGGAAACGGUCACUCACGGGAGAAGUGAUUGCCACUGGCAUGGAGCUCUCGCUGCCGAAGACCAAAGGCAAAGCUGGCAAGAACAAGCGUUGGUUGAAAGGUCGGGGAGCUGCGAAACGCCGCAAGCUCGAAGAGAAUUCUCGGCUGGAGAAGUGGCUGGAAACGAAUGGUGUCUGGGUUUCCGAGACUGCCGCAUGGGGUCAACCGGCUGCUGGUGUGUCCAUGGCAGUAGAGACACGCGAGCAAACCGAAAACGAAGUUUCAGGCCGUGGUUUAGUCGCUCGUCGUGACAUUGAGCAGUACGAGGAUUUGGCUCGGGUUCCGAAGCCACUUCUGUUGACGAAGGAGAGCUCUUGCGAAGUGUUCGGGGAGGAGUGCAUCCCUUCAGACAUGAGUGAAUACCCUGCCAUCGCACUGCAUCUCGUUUAUGAGAAGUUUGUCAAGAAGGAGGAGUCGUUUUGGGCGCCUUACAUCGCCGUCCUGCCGUCCACAGAAGAGGUAGGGGCUUCCUUCUCUUGGGAAGACGAGGAGUUGAAUACACUACUGAACGGAAGCAUUUGCCGAAACAUGUCUUUGUAUUUGAAGGAGCAGGUGCGAGACGAGUUUAAACGACACCAGGCUACGAUCUUUAAGCAGUUUCCGGAGAAGUUUCCUGCUGAAGCGUUUACUCACGACAACUAUGUUUGGGCCUAUGCCAUUCUAUUCAGCCGAGCUGUGCGGCUUGAUUUCCCUGACGGUCAAGACGAAGAGGACACGGUAGCUCUGGUUCCAUACAUUGACCUCAUCAACCACAACCCCAACUCAGAGUCUAGAAUCCGAGGAGUCAGUGAAGGUGCAAAUGUGCCGGGCAUCACUUCCACAGAGCGCUACGUGGUCGUCAGAUCUGAUAGGUAUUACAACAAAUACGAGCAGAUCUACAUAACAUACGGCAAAAAAUCCAAUGCUCAGCUCUUGAUGUUGUACGGGUUCAGCAUGGAGAGGAAUACGCAGGAUUCCGUGACAAUCGCUGCCGGGCAGUUAAUGGAAACCAGUCCAUUUGCCGACGUGAAGAAACGGGUGCUCGACGAGAUGGAGGUUCCGCCAGAGGGCGUUUUCCCCCUCUACCGUGAUCGUUUCACCAACGAAAUGAUGAUGUAUCUGAGGAUGGCCAUCAUACAGCCUGAAGACCUGGAUCUGGAUGAUGAUGCUGAUCCGAAGCAGGUGUACAGGGCUCUGAAGCAGCUCGAUAUCAAGCAGGCCACAGGGGAGUGCCUUGGACGACAAUCCUGA
Molecule: messenger RNA, 1659 nt
Organism: Symbiodinium sp. CCMP2592
Lineage: Eukaryota; Dinophyceae; Suessiales; Symbiodiniaceae
Source: the annotation of a GenBank genome assembly